Messenger RNA from Trichoderma gamsii, 504 nucleotides. RefSeq lists its product as hypothetical. The transcript has a single exon. Bases 1 to 504 code for a protein of 167 amino acids. The record is from RefSeq and is a predicted model, not a curated record. Lineage: Eukaryota; Fungi; Ascomycota; Sordariomycetes; Hypocreales; Hypocreaceae.
AUGUCUUCUCCCAGCUCCAACCCUCGCAUAGUCACCACGACGCACGACGCAGCAGGAGCCGCCAUUUUUGGUUCCGACAGUGAAGUCCCCUUAUUCCACCCCAUGGGGCCGGCUGGUUCGUCCUUUGCCGUAUUUGACGUGCGCAACGCGGUGCCCGUCAACAACACGGAGCCUGCACAAAACUACCCAAACAUGAUCCCACGCUGCCCGCCCAGCGGCGCCAUUUUUUGCAUCAGCAACAUCGCACCUCACUUCACCGUACCGAUGCACCGGACGUUGAGUCUGGACUAUGGCGUCGUGAUUAGCGGCGAGAUCGUCAUGAAGCUCGAGAGCGGAGAGGAGAGAACUGUCAAAGCGGGAGAGUUCCUCAUCCAAGGGGGCGUGAGUCACCAAUGGAUUAACAGGACGGACGAGAUAUGCCGGAUUUGCUUUGUGACGCUAAGUGCAGAGAAGGUCAAGUUGGCGGAUGGGACAGAGCUGGAUGAGGUUGCCGUCAAGAGAUGA